CAAUAACAACAACAACAGGCAGCAGCGCUCCUUCCCCGAGCUCCCCCGGCCGCAGCGCAGCGACAGCGGCGACCCCCAAAGUUGCGCGGAGGCGCGGCGAGAGCGAUGAGGCAAGAGAGAAGUUUUUAAAAACAGAAAAAUGUGAUUGCAGAAGCAUCAUUGUUGGCAGGAGGACUCGGUGGAUUCAGAUAUAACUGUAGGUGCUUCUUGUAUGAAAGAGCUGAGCCACACCAUCCAGUAAACUGUCUAAAGCAGCUGUUGGCUUGCUUGGAAAUCACUUCCAGAACUGUGUUGUAAGUUGAUAUCGACUGAGUUGCCAGCACAUUGCCCUGCAAAGCUUUGGAGGGCCACUUCUUAAUGGAUUGCUGUAGCCUCUUAAUUUCUCCGCUGAUCCUGUUCCCUGCAUCGUGAGAACAAUUUAGCCAGCACAGAACCUAGAAAAGUUACAUGGUGUGAACGGCAUGUCUGUGGAUGAGAAGACUGACUCCCCCAUGUAUGUGUAUGAGUCAACAGUGCACUGUACCAAUAUUCUCCUCUGCUUAAAUGACCAGCGCAAGCAGGAUAUUCUCUGCGACGUGACACUCAUCGUGGAGGGGAAGGAGUUCCGCGCCCACCGGGCUGUGCUGGCCGCCUGCAGCGAGUACUUCUUGCAGGCCUUGGUGGGGCAGACGGAAAAUGACCUGGUUGUCAGCCUGCCAGAAGAGGUCACUGUCAGAGGAUUUGGUCCGUUGCUACAGUUUGCCUACACUGCUAAGCUGUUACUCAGCAGAGAAAACAUCCAGGAGGUCAUCCACUGUGCUGAGUUCCUGCGCAUGCACAACCUGGAGGACUCCUGCUUCAGCUUCCUUCAGACGCAGCUGCUGAACAACGAAGAUGGCCUGUUCCUGUGCAAAAAAGAUACCACUUGUCAGCGCAUGCAUGAUGAGGAAAACUCGGAUGGAGAUGAGGAGGAGACGAUGGAAUCGGAGACGUCAAAAAUAUCUUGCCCAAGAGAGAGAAUGCACCAGGAACCCUUCAAUUUUGAAACCACCGUUGCUGGCGCAGACAAAGGAGAAGGGAUUCUGCCCAACUCUGACAUGCUGAGAGACAGCAAGGACAAUUUGGACAAAGAUGCAGUAACGCGGUACCCCAGAUACAAGAAAUACCAGCUUGCUUGUACCAAGAAUGUCUACAACACAUCACACAUCAGUACCUCAGGUUUUGCAAGCACAUUCAGUGAAGAGAGUUCUGGAAACAGCCUCAAAUCAGGACUUGCUAUGGGGCAGAUAAAAAGUGAGCCUCAGAAUGAAGAGAAUGAUGAAGAAAGCAUCACGCUUUGCCUGUCUGGAGACGAACCUGACAUCAGGGAUAAAGAAGGGGAUGUUGAAAUGGACAGGAAACAGCCAAGCCCCACUUGCGUCGACAGGCCAAAAAGUGGGUCUUCUCCUUCUUGCUUGCGGUCUUUCUUCAACAGAACAAAAAGCAUAGAUUUGGUUGGCUUCCCCAGCACUUCCCAACAGCACUUUGGCAGGAGUCCAGCGUGCCCUUUUGAAAAAGGGACAACUCAGGGUGACCACAAAACUGAUUACGUCCCUUUCACAGGGAACUACGGACAGUCCCAUGCCAUGCAAAAGGAUGCUUCCAACUUCACGGUGGGAUCGCCGCUCAGGGGGCCCGGCUUUGAAACUCUUUGUAAGCAAGAGGGGGAACUGGACAGGAGGAGUGUUAUAUUCUCUUCAAACGCUUGUGACCAAGUAAACACUUCGGUGCAUUCAUAUUCUGGUGUGAGCAGCUUGGACAAAGACCUCACUGAGACUGUGCCAAAGGGUCUGUGGGCUGGCGGUAGCCAGUCUCUCCCCAGCUCUCAGACCUAUUCCCACAGCGGACUGACAGCUGAUCACUUGUCAGGAAGGAUGCGGCCGAACACCAGCUGUCCGGUGCCAAUUAAAGUUUGCCCUCGCUCGCCUCCUUUAGAGACCAGAACGAGGACCUCCAGCUCGUGCUCUUCCUACUCAUAUGCAGAGGACGGCAGCGGCGGCUCUCCCUGCAGCCUACGUCUGUGUGAGCUCUCCUCUUCCCCUUGCUCCCAAGGCCCCCGAUUCCUGGCGCCCGAGCACCAGGAGCCCGGUGUGGUGGGAGAUGGAUUGUACAACCCAGUUCGAGCCCAGAUUAAAUGUGAGCCAUCCUAUGGAACAAACUCCAGCGAUGAGUCUGGGUCAUUCUCAGAAGCAGACAGUGAAUCAUGUCCUGUGCAAGACAGAGGACAUGAGGUGAAACUUCCUUUUCCUGUUGAUCAAAUCACAGAUCUUCCAAGGAAUGAUUUCCAGAUGAUGAUAAAGAUGCACAAACUAACCUCAGAACAGCUUGAGUUCAUCCAUGAUGUUCGCCGGCGCAGCAAGAACAGAAUUGCAGCUCAGCGCUGCCGCAAGAGAAAACUGGACUGUAUUCAGAACCUGGAAUGUGAAAUCCGCAAGUUGGUGUGUGAGAAAGAGAAGUUGCUCUCAGAAAGGAACCAGCUGAAAGCAAGCAUGGGCGAAUUGCUGGAUAACUUCUCGUGUCUUUCCCAAGAAGUGUGCAGAGACAUGCAGAGCCCGGAACAGAUCCAAGCCCUUCACCGCUACUGCCCCGUUCUCAGACCCAUGGAUCUGCAGACGGCCACCAACAUCAGCCCCCCAACGGGUGUGGAUCAGGGCCUGGCAACGUCGCAGUGUGUUGGGGAAGGCAUGCAGUGCUGCUCAGAGCAGGGCCCCGUGCAGCUGGGAGCAUCCUGGCUGCCCAACAACGUCUCAGAGAAUUGCUCGGCCAGCGGCGGGGGGUUGGAUGGAGCUGAGCCAGGUACUUACCCUGAGAGAGAGCUUCCGCGAGAGCAGAGUAGCCAAACGGUCACGGUAGACUUCUGUCAGGAAAUGACUGAUAAAUGUACAACAGAUGAACAGCCUAGGAAAGAUUACACCUAGUGACUUGUAACCUUACCGUUACACCUGGUCAGGUGUUCUUCAGUCAGCCAGUGGCAAUGCUCAUUUGUUGUCUAGAAGAACGUAUUUGGUGCACACUACAGUGGUCUUAGCAGCAAUACUGUUUUUAAGUAUUUCCUCCUCUCUACAAGCAGGAGUUAUCUUCACAAUGGUGCUAUCCCUUGCUCAGGCAGGGAAUUACACAGUGGCAACACUGUCUGUUUUUGUAUGUUGAUUUCAAUCUUAACAGGGAUGGACAUAACACCUCUGAGGACCCAACCGCAGCUUUUUUCUCAGUGGCCCAUGUCACAAAACCCUAACUCAGGAAUUUCCUCUGAAUGUUCAAUUUUUCAUUGAAGACAGCUUCUUUACACAUCAAAGUUUUAUAGCUAAACUGUAUAUAUUAUAUAUAAUAUAUAUAAAAUAUAUAUAUCCAUAUGCAAAAGUCCCUGCAUGCCUCAAUUUUUCUCAUCCUACAAACUGGAAGCUUUCAUUUAUAAUGUAUAAACAAGUUCCAACAUUCCUUUUUGUCUUCGAUGCUAGAACUAGUUUGGUAACUUGUUACACGAUUUUUUUUCUUGGUUCACAGUUCAGCAAUAUCAUUCAAUUUGUACUUAUUUAUAAAAUUUUAAUGUUGGAAUCUUAUUUGAGAUUUUAUUAUAGACAAUUUUUUUGGCACAGCCAUUUUGUGCCACUUGAGCAAUGUGGAUUUAUUUUAUUUUCUUGCAGAUACUGUACAGUAAUGGUCAACUUUGCCACUUGCACUGAGUUUCUGGUCAAACCUCUUUUCAUAAAUGAAGUUGUGACUUCAGUAUAACUUGAGUAUAUGGUUUUCUUUGCUUUAUGGCUUAAAGAAAAUAGAAAAGUUUUAGCUAAUAGACAAACACUCAGGAGCUCAUUACAUAGUAGAAACGGUCUUGCCAAAUACUGAAUUCACUAUACAGUUUGUAAAGAGAAUCUGCUUGAAUUAUUUUUGUAUUCAGACUUCUUUCUGUUUCACAAACCAAGCUUAAGUGCUGUUAAUGAUGCUUUUGGAUUCUUAUAGGGCAAAAUAUAUUUCACUCCUUAGAGAGAAACAUAUUUGACAACUGGAUCUGAUCACCAUUAAGUUCCACGAAAUAAAGUAAAUGGAAAUCACGUCAAUACACUUUGGCGGCUUCUUUGCCAGCCCCAGUCUGCAUCCUUUACUCACGGAAGCAGCUGCUGCUCCGAGUAGUAGUCCCUGUAGCAUCACCUCAGCUUUCCUCAGACCUUCCCCAGACCCGAGCUGCAGAGGUAGCUCUGGUGAAGUCAGGGAUCCUGCCUAGGUAGGAAGAGUUGCAGGACCAGACCCCCCCCACCACAGGCUCUGGUUUCCCUACAGAAGUCAAGUUAGCGCUGUACCCUCUAAGAGCAAGUCACACUCUGUUGGCACCCAGAUUGGUUGCUUGCCCUUCCAGUCCUGUGUUCCAGGAUCCACUCGUCCUACAGCAUUGCCUUCAGGACAAAUCGCAGCUAGAAGAGCGCUGUCUCAAAGGAGACUACUCAGUGAAUUGACUUAGUUGUCACUGCAUUGGAUUUGUAUCUGAAGCGAUGUUGAUUCAUGUUAUGACUGUGUGAGACAGCAGCUUUCCAAGCAUAACAUCUGUAUGUACAGUGUAGACAGAAAACGUCCUCCUAAUGCAUUUUUAAUAAUUAUUAUUAUUCUAAGUGUACUGAGUUUUUAUUUUGUGGUUCUUUGCCCUACGUGUGCCAGGUUGCGUGGCUUUAUCCUGGACGACAACUGUCAUGUGCUUUACUGGCUGAUACCAUUUGUUCUUGCUGAAAAAAUUGACCAGCUCUUCACACCUAUUUAAAAAUAAAUAAAUAAAAAUUGGGGGUAGCAGCUUCUCAGUGGCACUGAGCGAUACUGCGGUCUGCGCUAAAGUUUACACUUAGAGGUGUGCACUGGGGCUCUCUUGAGGCACUCAGUAAAUCAGCAGCUUGACCUUGGAGGAGGAAUCAGCUCCCUCUCUCCCUUCUCUCACCUUCAGCCUGUGCUCAUGGACGUCGCCCACUCGCCACAAAGUCUUGCUUUUGCCCUCUGCGCCCACACUCUUGUAGCCAAGCUACCGAGGAGGAAAUGCAUAUAGCAUGUGCCAUGUUUGUUGAAAAUACUUUUUUUCCCCGCAUGUACAAAGAAAAACUAGUAUAUAAUGUAGGAGAAUAUUUAUGUUUAAGUAUUAAUCAUUACUGUACAAAAUCCUUACCUUUACAUGUUCAAAAGUAUACGAAUGCCAUAAACUCCUAGUUCACAUGGCUGAGAAAGGGGGAGGUGUCGUUCUUUCUUUUUACAGGAGCUUAAGCUAAAAAUCUCUGACCCCCUCCCACCUCCCCUCUCGCAAGUAACUGUCUGAGAAGCUCCUGGGGGGAUCUGAUUUUCCUUUGAACUCACUGACGUUGCAAAGCAGUUCUGUGCUUCGCAGAGAAGUUUUGUUUCUAUGAGACCAUGGUGAAAGCUAGAAUUUAAAACUAAAUGUGAAUCACAUUAUAGAGUCAUAGCUACUUUGGGGGGUUGGGGGAGGGAGGGACGGGUCAACUGACACAGUAUUUUAAAGAUGUUUUUUCUGUUGCCUUUUUUAUUUUUAAGUGACCUCCUAUAUAUAUGAAUAGAUAGAAUGUUUUAUGAGCAUAAAACCAAGUUUUAACUUGCUUCCUGGCAUGAAGAUUUAUUCUACUAACAACUCAUGUGCAACUGGUACUCUUGACCUCAUUCCAGCGGUUUAAAAACCCAUCCUCACAACCAUUGCGCUGCAGCUCUCAGUUUGACCUGGCUUUCUACAAGUGCUGGGUCUCUUAAUUUUCUCUACCUUGGGAACUGAUAUAUAAAACCACUGCUCAGAUAAGCGUCUCUUCCUCAAUAUUCCUCUCCUCUUGCUCUCUUUUCCUCCCCUGUAAGCUUUUCUGGAUGUUUGAUUUCAUUCUUCCUCAUUAGAAGUGGCUGGUUUUGUGUCAUUGCUUCCUAUAUUUACAUGUAUCAUGGUUUUUCAGUGAGUUUUUUUGGUGGUGGUGGUUGGUUUUUUUUUGUUGUUGUUUGUUUGUUUGUUUCUAUUUUGUUUUUAGGUUAUUUUGCUGUUCUGAACUACAUGGCUCUCAAAGCUGUUACUGGGCUAACUUUAAAGGAAGGCACUGGGAGAAUUAGUUUCAGACCUGGACAUCAGUUGGCAUACCCAACUGCUCUUAUCAUGAUGUCAAAACAACUGAUCACAAGGAUACCAUUUGGAAAAACAAAACAAAAACUGACUGCAAUAUUUACUGAUUUGAAGAGUUUGGCUAAUGGUCACCAUGGUCUUAAGAAUCUCUUUGCAUUUGUCAAAGACAACACUUGCACAGCACCAGUCAUUGCAUAGGAGAGGUGUGAUGAGGCCCAUCCCUCUCCCUACUGGGUGCUGCAAAGCUCCAUGGGUAUCUGAGUCCUUCACUCUUUGUCCAGUCUGUAUCUAAUCCUCCUCUUCCUUUGCCAUUGCUCUACCUGUAUUGCCAAGAAACCUCAUUUCAUUUAGGCUUGUUAUGCUUUGUCAAGUGAGUACUACACUAUAUGAUGUGUUUGUUUCUCUGCGUUCUCUGGGGGUGCCUUGAACACAAUUAAAGCUCAUUGCAAGCUGAUUCUGGAACAAAAAGGUAGUGCAAAAAAAAGAAAAGAUUAAAAAAAACAAACCAACAACAGAGAAAACAAAACAGAAAAGAAACAAAACAAAAGCAAAAAUGUUGGCUGUCCUGUCUUAUCAGGAGAUCCCAGUAUUUAUAUCACAGACUUUCUAACAUACAAUGACUCAGGCGUCAGAGUUUGAUGCUGCAGUAUAAAACUAUUAUUUUAUAUAUUGUACUAGUAAUUUAUUAAAUGUCUUUCUAAGGGUAUAUGCUGCUUUUAAGAUGCACUAUAUUUUUGGAUCUAAUCCUUGUAUUAUUUUUCCCAAGGAAGUAAAAUGUGUUGCAAAGGCAAGCCAUGGUGAUUAGUAUGCUAACUGCUACUUCUCUUUAAAAAGGAGAGUGGGAACUAGAUAAAUAACUUAGCUAAAUGGAUUAACUGCUGCCAGAGGAAUGAUUAAUGCUGAUAGCAUGGUUGUUAAUCUGGAGUUCAACACUUUGUCAAGUCUGCAUUCUAAAGAGCGCUUAAAUAGGAGUUAAAACGCAUAGAUAGAUAUAGUUAGAUUUUUUAAUAUGUAACUUUAUGAUUGCCUAAUAAAAACAAAUCUGCAUGCUGGAAUCACUAUAAUCCUGUAAUAAAAUAAAAGCUGAUCCACUAGGAGAAAGCAUGAUGAAGCACUGUACUUCAGUCAACACAACAGCCUCACUCGUGUCACAUAAUGCACUGCUGUGGUUGUUGAAAAGAGCAAUGGGUUUCCAGAAUGAACCUCUAGUGAUUUUUUCAGUGAGACAAAGGGAGCGUUGGCCAGGUUUACGUAGCUUGCGUUUUGAUCCAUUUUGUUUCCUCUACUGCUGCAACAAGGAGCACUGCUUUCACCUUGUUCUGAUCCGACAUGCAUUUGGAGGUGUCUCUGGGUGAAUGGUGUAGCCCAUGCUUGUAGCGUUUUAAAAGUAUAUAUUUCAGAUCUAUCUAGAGAAGAUUUAACUUCAGUGUGAGCAGUGGAGCUGAUGGCCUUGCAAAAGGAGGGAUCUGCUCAGUAUAGGAGUGAGGUGAAACUAAAAUCAUUGCCAUAACGAACUGAUGCUCCCUUUCCUGCUAGAAAUUUUCUCAACAGGUUUUUGACUUCAUUUCAGUUUUGUCUCUGACAACCCAACCCAAGUUAAUUUUAUAUAUCUAUAAUACAUGUAUGUAUAUAUACAUACAUAUAGAAUUCUAGUCAAAGUGUGUGUUUGUGUAUUUUCCUGUUUAUAAUACCUAUAUGUAUAUUUAUAAUACUCCUCAGAGUAUUUUGUGACUCAGGCAUCAGAUCUGAUGCUGCAGAAUCCAAUAUAUGUGUAUAUGCAUAUGUUCAAAUACUGUGUGUAUAUUUAAAAGAUCUACUGUUGGUGGUCUGUAGAAUAAUUUUUCUCUUUACUCUCAAAAUGUUAAUGGCAUUACUUGCAAAGACUAAAUGUACAGUAUUUUCCUACACUCCACCAAGAUAGGUAUUAUUUAUAUCAAAGUCAAAUAUUGAUAUGCAUUUUAAGAUAUUACACAUACAGUGUUGCCAUUUUUGCAAAUAAAACCACUUUUUGGCAGGAAGGAAUCCUAAAAAUACCUUUUCAUAAGGUAAUGACCCCCAACAAACAACUGCUGAAAACCCAGCUAGAUGACUCCUGUUCUUGUAUGACUUUUGUGGGAAGACCCCUUUCCAACUUUGAAACGAUUCCUGCAGGGCUGCUGUUGUCCCUUUGGGCUCAUGGAGAGCAUCCUAAAGCAGAAAUGGCAGCUGGCAGUGUUGGAGUUCACUGACUGCAUAGAAGCAGAGAUGGGUCCAGGCUACAAGCCCAGCCAACCUCUCGUUUUGGGGAGCCAGGGCUGUCAGCAGGGCUCAGCCCCAUAGCGAAGGAGUGUGGUCCCAGGACACACAGAAUUUGCACAGGAUGCUGGUACCUUGUGUUUGUGAUAUACAUGAGAGAAAUGUGCAUGCUCUAGAUACUGUUUCCACUACUGGUUGUGCUCUGACCGAAGCUAUCUGGAUCCCGCAGACUGGCAGGAACUAUACUAAACACUUUGGUGAUAUUUGAUGCGUGUCUGUUUACCACUGAUUUCAACAAUCACCUUUGAUUUCAAGGGUGGGGAUGCCCUAAGAGUUUGUUCCAGAACCAGUUGGUUACAAGUGCACCUCUUAUAUAUGCCUUACAAACUUCAGAGGCCAUAUUCAAAACAGGGUUUUAUCAGUGUAUGCAAGGGGGUGCAGCCCCUCUUCUCUUCCUCCCCAGGUCAAACAGAAUGGACAGUUUUCACACAUAUCUACCUGUAUAACCCUCUGUACCUCUCAUAACUGGUCAAUGACUGUAACAGGUUACAUCAGGUGUUUUUUCUACAUACUUUUUACACAAAUUCUAUGCGAUUAAUGUAACUUAAUUCAAUGCAUCAUUUUAUUGUACUAGUUCUUAAGCUUGUCUUUAUUUUUUUUCUAGGUGACUGUGGUUUCUUGUGAUUUUUAUUGUAUAAAUAAAUGAGGUGGCUGUUGAUGCUUACUCUCUGUUACUAAGAAUUUUUACCUUUUUGGAAGAAAGCAUUGCUAUGAACUAAUGAAUUUAAAACGUCAUUUACUCAUUGUAAAUACAGUAUUGUGCAAAAAACAAAAAUGAAAAAAAAAAAGCACCCGACCCUUUUCAUUCAUUUGAAUUGCUAGUGUUAACUGAAUUUUGUCUAGACACCAUUUCUGUUGAUGAAAUAAAGACAUAUCAUUA
Messenger RNA from Meleagris gallopavo (turkey), 9278 nucleotides. RefSeq names its product BACH transcriptional regulator 2 (gene BACH2). Gene Ontology annotation, biological process: regulation of transcription by RNA polymerase II. The record is from RefSeq and is a predicted model, not a curated record. Lineage: Eukaryota; Metazoa; Chordata; Aves; Galliformes; Phasianidae. Gene Ontology annotation, molecular function: RNA polymerase II cis-regulatory region sequence-specific DNA binding; DNA-binding transcription factor activity, RNA polymerase II-specific; protein binding.